AUCAAUAUUACUACUACUCUAUAAAAAUGGCAGGACCUAUUCAUAUAAAACGGUUCCACUGCUUGCAAUAAAUCUAAAUUCCUCAGUCCUUUUCUCUUCUCUCAGUAAAAUAAGCCAAACCGUCACUGCAUAUCUACUCAUAUUUCCUUUUGAAUUUUCACAGAAUUUUUUCUGUUCUUAAUUAGAUCGGCUUAACUUGUUUUCAUUGCUCUUCCAAUGGAUGCUUUCGAUUUUCGUACUGAAAAAAUGGAAAACAGAGUGAUUCUGAUAUUCCACAGUUUCAAAAGCGUUGCAAAGCUUUUUCGCAUCGUUGAGCUUUGCGUUGGAGUUUUUGUGCUUUUAUGGAGUUCUACUCGGUUGCCUUUUGUCGUCAAAAUCUCCGGCGAGUAUUUCAGGCAACUUAUCUCCAUAAUACUUAGCCCUCUCUUCAUUUUCCUUAUAAGCAACGUCAUCGUCCUCACUCUCUUCUUCAAAUCUGGCCGAUUCUCCGGCGAUUCAUCAACGAUCUCAAAUAACACCGAAACUGAGCUCUACGAUUCAUUCGUCGAAAAGGAAGAGUGCACCGGCAAUUUCACCGCCGGAAACUCCUCUUCAACUCCGUCGCGGGAACAAACUGUUUAUCAAGACAAACAGACUAUACUUGAAGUAAAUGCUCAGACGAUUUCGGAAUCAAACCGUUCCAAAGAAACAGAGACGGAAACUGAAAAGGAUUUUUAUUCACAAAUUCCACGGAGAACUAAAUCGGCGAAGUUUGAAAAGGGAAGUAACAAGGAAAUAUACGGUAAGCUCCGUAGAUCGGAGACAGAGAAGUGCCGGCAAAUCGAUAAUUCCGGUGAUACGUCGGAAACGGUUUAUCCAGUGGAUAAAUUAAGCAAUGAGGAGUUUCAGAAAGCCAUUGAGGAUUUCAUUGCUAGGCAAAUCAAAUUUCAUCAGGAAGAGAAGUUGGCUAUUGUUCUUCAUAGCUAAACUUAUAACGUAUAUUUCCUAUUUACUGUAUUAUUAUCCAUUAAAAGAAAAAUAAAAGUAAAAAUUAAGAACAUAAAAAUAUAAUUAGGGGUUAAUGUACAGAGGUGUAAUGAAUAAUAGGAAGGAGGCGUAAAUCUGAUGGGGAAAUAGGGGGACAGUGUGUAGCUGAUCUGAGCCGUUGAUAUUUGCAGCGGAUAAGAAGAUUCAGAAAUUCCCUGAAUGUGUUGGCGCUCGCUGUUUUACAAGAGUGAGCUAUGGUUAUUAGGCUCAGAAAGUUAAAAGUGUGCUUUGCUUUUCUUUCUUUGUAUUAAAAUUAAUUAAUCAAGAUGGAAAAAAGGUGGGAAUGUAUUCUCAAAUUCCCACUUAUGUUAUUCUUCUUUUA
Messenger RNA from Solanum dulcamara, 1348 nucleotides. RefSeq lists its product as uncharacterized. Lineage: Eukaryota; Viridiplantae; Streptophyta; Magnoliopsida; Solanales; Solanaceae. The record is from RefSeq and is a predicted model, not a curated record. The transcript has a single exon. Bases 217 to 966 code for a protein of 249 amino acids.